This is a messenger RNA of Sardina pilchardus (European sardine), 3769 nucleotides long. RefSeq names its product BCL2 interacting protein like (gene bnipl). The record is from RefSeq and is a predicted model, not a curated record. Bases 256 to 1248 code for a protein of 330 amino acids. Lineage: Eukaryota; Metazoa; Chordata; Actinopteri; Clupeiformes; Clupeidae. Gene Ontology annotation, cellular component: cytoplasm. The transcript has 10 exons. Gene Ontology annotation, biological process: apoptotic process.
UGGCCGAGAAAAUCCUCUGUUUGCAGUGUGGGUUCCUCGCCAUAGGUAAAUGUAAUACACAAAGACAGCUCCAAGAGUUCGGUGUUGUAGCCCAUUCUGUUGGGUGUGUGUAUUAGAUAAUGACAUCAACCACAUAACGAGAUUGCAACCAAAUGUUUAAGGAGUAGUAAUUUAACGUCUGAGUUAUUGGCCUGACCUCCUCACAGGACGAAUCGGAGUCCGGAGCACACCACGCCACAGCCUCUCAUCCCUGAUAUGGAGCUGAGGGAGGAGUGGCAGGAUGAGGAGUUCCCCAGGCCGCUCCCUGAAGAUACACCCAACCAGGAGGAUGAGCUGGAGAGUGCCAUUGCCAAUGGAAACAGACCCGCUCCCCCCAACAGCCUGGCGCUGUCGGGGAACUCUGUCAGGAAGAAGCGACUGGUGGCACCGACGCUCAGCCUCACGCUGGACAAGCCUGACUCCCUGGACCGCAGCGUCAAGUCCGACGAGUUCUCCACGGCUGCCCUGUCGCCCUCCACGGACGACCCAGACCUGGACAUCAACCUGGACGCCAUGGAGACGCCGUCGGACAGCGAGUCCUGCAACUUCCCUGGCAGCAUGCAUGACCUGGAGUGGGAAGAUGACUUGCCCAGGAUGGGGCUGGAGGAUGAGGCCAGGGCUUGCUCUCCGGCCAUGGCCAACCUGGAGCUGGACCAGGUGGACAGCCGAGGCCGGCGCUGGCGUCGCUUCUGCAUCUCGGGCCAGGACUACCACGUCAACAUGAGCGUCCUGGAGCCUUACCUGCAGGUGCUCUCCCACGGAGGUUACUAUGGAGAAGGAAUGACUGCCAUCGUCUUGUUUUCAUCCUGUUACCUGCCAGAGAACACCAUGGAGAAUUAUGAAUAUGUUAUGGACAAUCUAUUUAAGUAUAUAGUGGGGACGCUAGAUCUUAUGGUGUCCGAAAACUACGUCAUGGUCUACCUCUGUGGAAUGGCACCCAGGAACAAAAUGCCCGCCAUCAAAUGGCUCCGGCAGUGUUACAACUCCAUAGACAGGAGGUUGAGGAAAGACCUGAAGGGUUUGUUUGUGGUACACCCAGUGUGGUAUGUGAAGGCCCUAAUCACACUCAUCAAGCCCUUUAUCAGUGAGAAGUUUAGCCGGAAGGUGAAAUUCAUCCACAGUCUUCAAGAGCUGUCAGAGUUCAUCCCCAUGGAGCACCUGCAGAUCCCAGACUGCAUCCGAGAAUAUGACGCCACACUGACCGUCUGAGGCGGCCGUGGGUUGGUUUGUAAAUACGGCGAUAAUGGUCUGAUAAGGGUAAAGGUGAAGGCUUGGCCCGCACUCGAGACUCCGAGGAAGAAGCGCCUCCAGUGGUCAGCAACUCCUCGAGGCGUUCACCUCUCAUGGACGCGUUCAACCAUCGUCAGAGGCCACUGUCAUGUUCCUGCACAUCACAUCCUUUAUGGAGCAGUGAAGACACUUUUUAAAGCUAUUAACUUUGAAGGAACGCACUCAACCAAGAGCAUAUUUAUAUUUGAAUGGGAAUGUAAGCCCAUACAACAAGGGGCUUAGAUAAUUUAUUUGACAACACUUGUUUUGAAAACAAAAGAAAGUAAAAACAAGUUACCUUUUGAACCUCUACAAUACACUAUUUCUCUUCCUUUCCUGAUUGCACAACACCUGCCUGAGCUGAGCGAGUGAGGACUGAUUAGAAUAAGUGUGCAACUCGAGCACUGUUGCAUAACAGCCGUGAUUUAUGAGCGUGUAAUCACGGUUUCAUUGAAAGGGGGGCACAUCUAAUCUCGCUGAGUGAGUUCAGCGAAACAUUUAUUAGCCACAAUCAAAUGAAUCUGGCAGCAUAUGGUUCCUGUUGAAGUGAAAACCCCCAUAGUUUCAUUACAACUUUAUCACAACAGGUUUCAUGUGUUACAAGCUAAGCCACUUUAAUGCAAAAUUGCGUUUUGGGGAGAAAGUUAAUGGUCAAGGUUUUUACAGCCAGUGAGUCAUGUUUUAAACAAUGGACCGAGGAUUUUUUACAAGACCUAUUUUAUUUUCAUUUUGUAAGUCGAUUCCCUCUGCAUUCUCUAUUUUAAUGUUGUUAGGUGCACAGUUUUUCCUUCCUUUUUUCUCCCCUCAGAUGUAUGGCAUUUAAUAGCCUUACCUCAGAGCAAAUAUUUAUACAAGGGAACAUUUGGACAGCCUGUACUUUCCAGCGUCCAGGACUGUUACAAGCGGUUAUGCAGCAAUGGACUUUCAGACUGUUUCAGAUAGAUUUCAAAGAUGAGAAUGCAAGUGGAUAUGGUCUUUUCUGCUGCUGCAGUAAUGUCUAAUUAGUUGUGAGAAUUGUAAUGUAAGAACUGGAGGUAGGGAGCACUGUUGAAAGUCUAUUGAAGCAGUGUGAACUUUGAGGAAAUGGGCUUUGGCGGGAGGGGGAAGUGAGGUAACGGCGCGGUGUGCAUUUUAGUUAUAAACAGGAACCAAGUUGUGCUGGCUGGGAAGGUUAAAUAAUAAUUUCCUGUUUGAACAUUUUUCCUCUCACUGUGAUUCUCAUAUUGGGAGUCAGGAGAAGUCUGCGAAAUGUUUUAAUUGUUUAUUUAACAGAAGUGUAAAUAGUGAACUAUAAAAAAUAAAAAUAUAAAUAUGACUUUUUACCUUCUAUCUAACUUAUUAUUAAUUCUCCUUAGAGAGUCCUGGUUUGUAUGCAGUAUAUUAUGGUCAUUGUGUUUGUGUUCAAUUAUACUCAGUCUAUGUUACUUUAUUUGGAACUGUUUGUUUUAAUGUAAUGUUUGGCAAUGUCAUUAGAAAAAAGCAUCUGCUAAGAUCUAUAAAUAUGAAAUAAUAAUUUUAAAUUUACUUUUAUAAAAAUGCAUUUAGGGGUGCAAGCUGGUAAGCUAUGGGAACCCUAAUGUUUUUGUUCUUAAUAUUAUUUUAGUAUUAUAUAUUAGAGUUUGUACUGCAAAAGCUGUAUGUCCCAGACAUUAAACUCGGUUCCCAAUUUCCCUCAGUCCCCAACGCUUAAGGUACUGCAUCCAUAGGUGGUGCUGUAAUGAUCAAUUUAGCAGUUUUGGCUCAUGUUUCAAGCAUGUGAACUAGCCCAAACAUUUCUUUGCCAUACUAAAUUCUGAAGUGGAAGAAUUUAGAAUUUUAGGAAGUGAAAUUCCUACACUCAUUCCCGUCUUAGGCCGCUUGUCCAUUCAGUAUACAUCAUCUGCAUUCAGUACUAAAAAAAUGUGAAGAAAGUAGCCAAUAUUUCAGGAUGUAAUUGUCAUCAUUUGCAUAAUCAUUAACAUUCUUUGGAUGUGUAACAUUUUGUCAAUUUUCAUUCAUAUAAAAACAGACCACAUUUGCUUGGACCCUUAUGGCUGCUUGCUUCUCAAAAUGAUUGUGUUUGAUCAAAGAAUAUAUGCAAGAUUAGGCAAACUCCCUGCAAAUAUUCCUGGAUUUUUCUGAACUCGGUGUUAGACACUUGGGGCAACAUUGAGGUGUACUAGCCGAAUGCUUGUUACCUCAUAUUGUGGUCUCUAAAGGAUUCCCAUGUGUAUGCUCGCUCCAUGUGAGGCCGUUUGUUUGGCAGUGACUCACUACAUUGUUAAAGAGCGGAAAGCCAUUUUUUUCUGUCUCUCAAGGCUCAGAGGGGAAAACUCUUGGCAUCAUCUGCUAGCAGACUAAAGAUCCAUGAUUUGCCUUUUGUCUUCUUAAUUUCUGGUCUUCUGGGGUGUUUGUAUAAGGACUUUGUCUGGAUCUGCCAGAUCUCAAAUUGUAAAUAAAAAUAUUGCCAUAAGACUGCUGA